Messenger RNA from Penicillium digitatum Pd1, 1341 nucleotides. The record is from RefSeq and is a predicted model, not a curated record. Lineage: Eukaryota; Fungi; Ascomycota; Eurotiomycetes; Eurotiales; Aspergillaceae.
AUGGGCUAUACCACACUUUGGAAAAGGCUGUCGCCGCGUCAGCUGAAUGGCGCUAUUCAAAUCUUUUCGUUGAUCUCGAUCUUCUUCGAGGGAUAUGACCAAGGUGUGAUGGGUGGCGUCAACAGCGCACCCAAAUAUGUGACAGAGGUUGGUAUUGGUAGACCGGAUGGGACAGUGACCGACACCACUCACCAGGGCGGCCUUGUCAGCGUCUAUUACCUGGGUGCGAUCUUCGGUUGUUUCGCUGGCGGCUGGCUUGCAGAUCGAGUUGGUCGGAUCAACGGCUUACUCGCGGGAUCAUCUUUUGCGUUGAUCGGUGGUGCCCUGCAAGCGGCUGCACAGGAUUCAAAUUUCAUGCUGUGCGCUAGAGUGGUCACAGGAAUCGGGACCGGGGGAAUCUCCAUCGCAUACUGGAUCUCCUUCGGCCUCGCGUUUGUCGAUGACGGUUACUCGGACGUACGAUGGCGCUUCCUUCUUGCCUUCCAGUGUUUCCCGGCCCUUAUACUGGUUGCCUUUAUCAAAUUGUUGCCGGAUAGCCCCCGUUAUCUGGCCUCGGUGGGGCGGAAUGAUGAAGCACGAGACCUUUUGAGUCGUAUUCGCAAAGACUGGGCCACUCAGGACGAUAUUGACCGAGAAUACCUUGAGAUUAUAAUCACUGCGGAGGGAAACAAGCGCAGCUCCCCCUUUGAGUUUGUAAAGAUCUUGUUUGGAAAGGGUGGAAAGCCGGGCCUGAAUCUCGGCCGACGAGCUUGGUUGUGUGUAUGGCUUCAAAUUAUGGCGUCCUGGACUGGUAUUACGGCCGGAGCUGUCUAUGAAGGCUCCCUGCAUAACCCUGAAAAGGCAUCUCAAUAUGCACCAGGUGCUGUGACAAUGCUCUUUUUAUUCAACCUGGGUUAUGCUGCCACUUGGGGCACCGUUGCUUUCUUGAUCCCUACUGAGAUCUUCCCGAGUGAUCUAAGAGCCCAAGGAAAUGGAUUUGGAAUCACAGGGUGGGCUAUUGGAGUGGGUAUGACCACUUUAGUCAACCCUAUCAUGUUUAAUGUCAUGACCAGCCGUACAUACUUUUUGUUUGCUGGCCUUAACCUCACGUGGAUCCCGAUUGUCUACCUAUUCUACCCCGAAACCCGCAACCGCUCUCUUGAGUCAAUUGACGCUCUUUUCUCGACCACCAGUCCAUUCUACUGGAAGAUGGAACAGGCAUAUAAGCUCCAUGGUGAUGUCCUCGCCGAACAUGGAGUCAACAGAAGCGAGGAUGGUAGUGACGGCAAGACCGAGCUGACAACCACCCCAUCCAAGAGGGAAACCGUCCAAACACUCCACCCACCAUUUCUGUCACAAUAA